GGAUCGGAGAGCGCUGCAAGUGCUUAAGGGCACCAGUGCCAGAUAAAGACAGCGCUGAUGUUCCGGAUAGUUGUUCGCAGCCUCUGCCGGUCAGCGUAGAUUUAAAUAAUUGUAUCAGUGCAGCAGGUCGAUGUCCUGAAUUAAUACAAGUCGGCUGUUUGCAAGCUUCCAGUCCAAGAGAUUACUUUCUAGGGAAACUAAUCCGGAGCUGCUUGUUUCUUUGGAUAUUAAGCAGGGGGAAUCACCAUGAACGCAGUGCAAUUGACACUUUGGGCUUUAUUACUGGUGACACCGACUCUAUUUAAUGGUGUAGGAUCAAAAAAAUCACUGGUGAUGCCAGAAAGACAGAUUGUCUCUAUUGGCCAUUCAGUUGUCCUGUCCAGUCGGAUCCCCUCAAACCUAACACCUAUCUCCGUUUCUUGGUUCAAAGAAAAUGCUGGGCAGAUUUUGUUGUAUACCGAUCAGGGAAUUAUUCCAGGAGAUGGAUACCAAAACCGAGUAGGUUUAAAGCACUCGAUGCCAAGCAGGGAUGUCUCCAUAUACAUCAACAACACCAAUUUGUCUGAUUCAGGUCUCUACACUUGCUCAGUAGGAGUCGCGAUUUCCAAUCUUGGCACAUUUAUAAACGGAGCAACUUACCUGGCCGUGCUGAUUCCUCCCUCGCCUCCGGAAUGCAACAUUAUUGGAAACCAAUACGUUGGCAGCAAUGUGACCCUAACUUGUCACUCAGCAACUGGUAAACCAGCACCCAAGUACACAUGGAAACGGGAUGCAUUCAAACCAGGGCCCAUUUCUUUCCGAGGCCGCAGUGAGUAUGUUAAAAUGGGAAGCCUGACAUUGACCAACCUCAGCGAGGCGCUAUCUGGAUUAUAUACUUGCAAAUCUGAAAAUGAGAUAGGGAAUGCAUCAUGUUCAGUACAGUUGAAUGUAAUGAUGCCAAGUAAUGCUGGGAUCAUUGCCGGAGCCAUUAUUGGAGUGUUCUUAGGAAUGUGUUUGAUUAUUGCUAUCGCCAUUUACUUCUGCAGGCUUCAAAAGAAGAGAGAGGCAGAAAAGGAGCAAUAUCUAGCUAAUGAGAUAAAGGAGGAUGCACAAGCACCAACAGGAAAUACUUGGGCUAAGACUGCGAGUUCUGAUAUAAUCUCUAAAAAUGGCACACUGUCAUCAAUGAACAGCACCAUGCAUGCCUACAAGCCAUAUCCUAAGAAGCCACCAUCAGACACUGCUUCAACCAUCACUGCAAUGGGUGUCAACAGCACUGGAAGUUACAAACGCCCAAGCAAUGCCCAAAAAUCGGCGGGUAACACUCCGACAAGAAGCUCACCUGGGCAAUCAGUGCCAGCUUAUGCAUCAUUAGUUAACACGCACCACUCUGGUCCUCCCCCUAAGUGGCAGAACGGAGUUCAGGCACAGGCACCUAGUCAGGCAGCCUCAUUGUCCUCCAUGUCACCAUCUAACCUUGCUAGAAUGGGGGCUGUGGCAGUCAUGGUGCCAGCCCAGAACCAAGCAGGAUCACUGGUGUAGGAGUAACUCAUCAUUAACCAGUUCACAUAAAAAUGCUGCAAUAACUUUGAUGACCAAAGAACAAGGCUUCAGAUGAGAGUCAUUUAUGGUGAAAAGUUACAAAUAUAGCGUUCAGUAUGAACUGUGUCCUGAAGUCCUGCCAUUGCAUCUUGUAAGUUGUUCAACAAGAAACUUGAGAGAACUUGAAAUGAGAAAUUUUGCCCAAAUGCUGGAUGGAUGAAUAGGUGGCCAUUUCUAUUCUAGUGUUUCACUUGUAACUCAAACAAUACAAAUGCUUGACACUAAACUUUUUAUAGCAAUGGUUCUAACUAAUCCCAAUUUAUCCUAGCUCUAUGCUUGUAAUCUCUAUAGCCUCUCUGUCAAAAUAUAGCACGUUUUGAAGAAAAUAAAUCUGCAGUUUUAGCUAGCCUGUA
Molecule: messenger RNA, 1934 nt
Organism: Carcharodon carcharias (great white shark)
Lineage: Eukaryota; Metazoa; Chordata; Chondrichthyes; Lamniformes; Lamnidae
Product: endothelial cell-selective adhesion molecule-like
Exons: 7
Coding region: 247-1521 (424 amino acids)
Biological process (GO): homophilic cell-cell adhesion
Cellular component (GO): plasma membrane; adherens junction
Molecular function (GO): cell-cell adhesion mediator activity
Source: RefSeq, a predicted model, not a curated record